AUGCAUCACUUAAUUUGCCUUAAGUUUCCAACUCGCCAUCAUUUCAAAAGCGUAAUAUUCCAUCAGCAUAUUUCCAAAAGGAAAAUUUCCGACACGUGUGAAAGUAAAAUAAUCACACUUACCAAAAGUAAAGAGUAUGACCAUUUUAAAAUUUACAGGAGUAACAUUUACAAUGGCUUGUAUGAGAAUCAAAUUUUACAAGGAGUCAAAGUACACAGAGUCGACCCUGAGGGGUACGGAGAGAUAGCGAUAUACUCAGCAAGGCAACACUUGCUGUUUUUCUUAAAAUUCUUUUUAUUGAUUCCAGACGAGCAAGUCAAUUUAAAAGUUCUGGACAUAAAUAAGAAGAAAAAAAAAACAACCUUCCAAGUGCUCUGCAAAACGAGAAAGAGCAAAUACGAAAUUGUGCCCCGGUGUGAAUACUUUUCCAAAUGUGGGGGGUGUAUAUAUCAACAUAUCGACUACAAAUUUGAACGGAAAUUAAAAAAAAACCUCUUGACUAGUUUGUGUGAAAAGUAUAACAUAAAUGUGUUAGCUAGUGGAAAAGAUUACCUACAAAAUGAUCACUACUUCUGUGAAGAGGGGCAAGCGGAUGAGGAAGACCUGCUCGAGAUUUCCCAAAUAAAGAGGGAGUAUACGUCUACCGACUUGGAAGAAGAAGACAACGCAGGUGAAACGAAUAGCAAAAGUGGCAGUAGCACCAGUCGGGAACGCACCCCUGAUCAAGCAAGCUGCAUACCCAGUCACGAAAGAAGCGGCAAACAUGGGGACAUCCCUAAGGCUAAACGUGCGAACUUCGCAAAGAUGUACGACUUUUUAUUUUCAAACGAUUACCAUUACAGAAAUAAAUCCUCCAUCAACUUAUCCGUGACUGACAAUUUAUCAAUCGGCUUCUACAAAAAGCACAGCUACGAAAUUUGCGACGUAAACAAAUGUCACAUUCACGAUGAGCAUAUACAAAAUGUGUAUGAACAAAUUAAAAAGGAAAUAUUAGACAAUUUUAAAAAAAAUUAUAUUUACGUAUUUAACAAAAUAAAUAACAGUGGCUACCUAAAAGGUGUAGACAUCAAACUGAGCAAGAACAUCUCUGAGCAGCAGAUUUUAGUGAGCUUUAUUGGCUUUUCGCUAAAUGAAAAGGCAAAAAAAGCCCUCACAAAAAUUUCCCACAACUUAGGCUCCAAAAAUACAUCCAUUAAAGGCAUCAUAUACAACGUCGAAACGAAUAAAUUAAAACAAAACAGAAAUGAAGUCACUUUAUACGGCCAAAACUGCAUUUAUCAUUCCUUUGGGGGGUAUACCUAUAAAUUAGGAGCCAACACCUUUUUCCAGCCAAAUCAGCACUUAAACGAAUGCAUCGUUCAGAUCAUUCUUAAAUUAGUCAAGAGUUACAAAAUAAAUGCCAAACAAUCUUGCGUGUAUGACCUUUUCUGUGGGAUUGGUUUUUAUUCUCUCCCUCUUUCUGACCUAUUCAGCCAAGUUAUCUGUGUAGAUUACUCCAUAGAUAAUAUAAAAAGCUUAGAAGAAAACGUAAAAAUGAAUAACGUCAAAAACGUAAAAUGCUUCAAUUUGAAUUUGUUUAACCUGCACAGUUUGAGGCAAAUCAAUCUUCACAUCAGGAGGUACAUUGUCAAUUUGGUCAAAGAGAAAAAUUAUGACGUGUAUUACCUCUUGAAGGAGAAGCUUCAUUCCACGUACGUCUCAGCAGACAGUGAAGGGGCCCUUGUGGAGAACGUGCAAGUUCACUCCCCUUAUAGCAGCUUGCCAAGUUUCAUUUAUGCACAUUUAAACGAAUGGCCCUCCAAAGAGGCGAACGGGAAUGUCUGCAACAGUUUUUCCAAAAAUGAUCACACAUAUUAUGAUGACCAUGUUUUGCAAAAUGCACAGGAUGGAAAAUUUCCGACGGUGGAUUCGAACAAAGUAGACGAAGUUUCCCACUCAUCUAGAGAAUUUGUCAUUCCAGUCCCCGACUUGGUGAUCAUUAACCCUCCGCGGAAGGGAUGCGAAAAAGUGUUCAGAAGAUGGCUACGGGGGCUCUGCUGUCGAUACAUCAUCUACAUAUCAUGCAAUGCGAACAGCCAGUUUCGGGACAUCAACCAUUUGACCAACUUGGGCUACAUGGUCAAGGAAAUCAUUCCACUGGAUACGUUCCCACGAACUCCGCAUUUCGAGACAGUUGCUUUGUUAGAGUUCGAUUUUAAUCGAACAGUAGACAAUGAACAAAGGCAGAUAAUGGAAUUUGAACUGAACGAAAUGAAAAGCAAUAGAAAAAAAAAAAGUAAAAAAAAAAGGUAA
Molecule: messenger RNA, 2292 nt
Organism: Plasmodium inui San Antonio 1
Lineage: Eukaryota; Apicomplexa; Aconoidasida; Haemosporida; Plasmodiidae
Exons: 7
Coding region: 1-2292 (763 amino acids)
Biological process (GO): RNA processing
Source: RefSeq, a predicted model, not a curated record